AAAGUAAAAGUCUUCAAUUUAUUAUUCCCGUUGUUUAAAAUCAUAACAUUGGAAAGUGCAAAUCCAGUUUCAUUUUCUCCAACAAAGACAAAACUAGCCGUUACACCCUCCAUUUUAUCUCCCCACCACCAUUGCUCUACUCUAGUCUCUAUCUGUUGGAAGUUUCAUUCUCAGCUAUCUUUCUCUCUGUAGAUAUCUCCCUUUCUCUCUCUGUCUCUGUGCACCUUUAAUUUUAAGCAGUAUCAGGAUUAGGGUUUGUCAAUGGCGAAUUUAGCUUCUCCGCAGAACACGAUUAGUCCCAAUUCAGAUAAGCAUUUCUGGAACACUUUACAUAAAAGGGUUGAAUCGAUUCUUGAAACUCGAAAAACUGAUCCAUCAUGUUCGAUUUCCUCUACGAAUUGUGGAGGACUGAAUCCUAGAGGUAAGAAAUUGAAGGAGGAUUCUAUGCUUUUGAUCAGAGGUUUUGAUUCAGUUGCUUCUUCAUUAUCUACACUUACAGCCAAUCUGGAAAAUGCCCUUCAGGGAGCAAGAGAAGUAGCAAAACCAUCACUUUUGACUGAGAUAACACCCAACAAUCGAAAUGGAAACAAUAACAAUGACAAUGUAGCAGUGGAAGAUCAAAAACCAGAUGGAGAAAAAAAGGGAAUGAAGAGAAAACUUGAUGCACAGGAUUGUUGCACUUCUUUAGAAAAGCGUGAAAAGACAGCUUCUGAUGAUCAAAAACAGAACAACUAUCAAGCAGAGAUGAACCACCUAAAGAAAAUAAAAAAUCUUGCAGUUGCUUUGGCAACAAAAUCAGCCUCAUUAGCCAGAGAGCUGAAAUCAGUGAAAUCUGACAUGGGUUUUCUGCAAGAGAGAUGUGCAUUGCUUGAGGAGGAAAAUCUGAGACUUAGAGAUGGGUUUGGAAAAGGAGAUAGACCAGAUGAUGAUGAUCUGGUAAGACUUCAGUUAGAGGCAUUACUAGCUGAGAAAGCAAGAUUAGCCACAGAGAAUGCAAAUCUAACAAGGGACAACCAAUGCCUUAGACAACUAGUUGAGUAUCAUCAAUUUGCUUCUGAAGAUCUAUCUGCAUCAUAUGAGCAAGCAGUCCAAGGACUUUGCUUAGAUUUCUCUUCACCAUUACCACAAUAUGAGGAGGAUGAAACUCCUAAUCCUAGGAAAAAAAGCAUCUUUGAGUUCCCAACUUGUCUAGAGAAGAGUUUUGAUGCACAAGAUGAGGAUGAUUUACAUGAAUCAGAAACCACUAGUCCUAGGAAAGACAUCUUUGAGUUCCCAACUUGUUUAGAUAAGAGUUUUGAUGAGGAAAAAGUCUUGCUAAAAGAUUGAUUGUUGGUUGAUUAACCAUUUUAAUCAGCCCAUUUCCUCUCUUUAAUUCCUCAUUAUUGGAAUUUGUAUUUGUAUUUCUUUUCUAAUGUAAACUUUCAUGGAUAUUGAGCUAUAUAAUGCUCAGUCUUGUAUUAUUAUCAUCAUGAUAUUUUGCAUCAACAAAGAUAUGUGGUAUCAGAUGAGCAAGCAGUCCAAGGCCUUCAGUUGUGGCAUUUGUCAUUGUAGACACCAAAAGUUUAA
Molecule: messenger RNA, 1566 nt
Organism: Amaranthus tricolor (Joseph's coat)
Lineage: Eukaryota; Viridiplantae; Streptophyta; Magnoliopsida; Caryophyllales; Amaranthaceae
Exons: 5
Coding region: 262-1326 (354 amino acids)
Source: RefSeq, a predicted model, not a curated record